CGAGUAUAAAAGGGAGAGCCUUAGAGACUCCGGCAUCAGUGCCUUCCACCCGGCCCUCCCUCACGAACCAUCACUACCAUGGCUCCCCUCAAGGUUAUCGCUAUACUCUUAGUCGUGGCUGCCUUCACGACGGCCGAGACCCCAACUGACCUCUUCCGUCCAAUCUACUCCUCACCACCCUACCAUGCACUGCCUGCACUCACGCCUGCACCCUACCACCCACCUCGUGUAUACAACCCUGAACCUGUCUACAAGCCAGCACCCGUCUACAAAGAGGUGGCCAAGCCAUACGCCUUCGACUACGGUGUUAAGGAUGAUUAUACAGGAGCCAACUUUGGCCACAGUGAGAACUCUGACGGGAAGGCGGUGAAGGGGUCUUACUCUGUGGCUCUUCCCGACGGCCGCAUCCAGACAGUCAACUAUGUAGCAGAUGAAUACAACGGCUACCAGGCUGAGGUGACCUACGAGGGCGAACCCAUCUACCCAGAGUACAAGCCUACCUAUCAACCUCAGCCAGUAUACAAACCUAUCCCAAAGCCCUACAACCCACCCAAGACAGUAUAUAAGCCAGAGCCUGUAUAUCCCACACCAGCCCCUUACAUACCCACCUACCACUCAACGCCAGUGUAUCCUAUCUACCUUUAAAUCUCUCCUUUUUUUUAAACUUUUAAAACCCUCGGCAUUCUCAGUAAAUGGCCUUCUGCUCGGUGUAGCUUUGGCUUGUAGCUUAUAUAGUUAACGGUGUUAAGCAAUUGUUAUUUACGUGAAAAAAUAAACCAAACUGUGUAUACUAUGUGCUUCACAUAUUAACCCUUAAACUGUCCAAGCAGAUCUACGUUCACAUGCGUAGUGCUCCAAAAGUAGAUCUACUUUUUUUUUUUUUACAUAUUUUCAAAUAAAAAAAAGUAUAUCAAAGUUUUUUUUACACGUUUUCAAAUGUAAAAAAAGGAAAGAUCUACUUUUUUUACAUACUUUCAAAUGUUGAAAAAACGUAGAUCUACGUUUGGACAGUUUAAGGGUUAAGCUUUAAGUGAUUAUCAGGUUACAUAAUUUAUACUGAUUAUUCACUGACUUCUAAACUGCCUCUACCUGGAACAUCUGAUAUGAAUGCUUAACAUUCACAAGAUUAUAGUGCUGAGCAUUUCACAUUUAAAAAAAAAAAUCGGUAGUAAUCCUUAAUUAUAUACCGAAAUGAAUCCCUUUUAAGUCUUCCACACAUCUGACAAAUCUUUUUUAAUCUUCUCAUAAUUUUAAAACAUUUUUUCUCUCUCUCCUUUACUUCCUGCCCACGCCCCUUCCCCCUUAUAUUCUCUCAUUUCCACUUUUCCUAAUGCGUUCGUCCCUUCCCCAACCCUCAUAUUCUUUCUCUCCUCUUCCUAGACUUUCCCCUCCUUCCCUCACCCCUUUUUCCAACAUAACACCGACAUACCUAACCCGCAUCCUAAACCUUUUUUUUUUUCCUAUCCAAUACAUUCAUAUAUUCUAACUCCUACACGUGUUCCUAUCUACAGAAAGCAGCUGGUGUCAUUAUUAGCACGCUUUCAGGUCAUUUGCUACAUUUUCCUGGUUUGCGAGUUUUUCUCUAUUUCCUCUUAUUUCAUAGCACUAGACUUAAUGAAGCAGAUAGACUCAGUGGUACAUCCAUCUCUAAGGACCACCUGGCUGACUUAUUCCCACGUUUUACAUGCAAGAUUCACUAUCACAUUUACUAGCCAGGUUCACUUGUUACUUGCUUGUCCCUUCCAAUGCCUUCUCUUCCCCUUUGCCCUCCCCGAUGCCAUUCCCAUCCACUUUUUCUCCCUUCCCCCUGCUAAAAAAAAAAUCCCUGCCCAUUCCUGGCUGUACUCGGCUACGGCUGAGAGCUGGCCUUGGGGUGUCAUGGAUAUAUCUUAGGUCUUAGCGAUCAGGUGCCCCUCAACACGAUUACUGACAGUACCUUGAAAAAUAGUAGUAAUAAAUAUUUUUGUAUCAACAAAUUUUAGAAAAAAAUAAAUCAUCAUCAAGCUUUAA
Messenger RNA from Cherax quadricarinatus, 2010 nucleotides. Its product is annotated as cuticle protein 8-like. Gene Ontology annotation, cellular component: extracellular matrix. The record is from RefSeq and is a predicted model, not a curated record. Lineage: Eukaryota; Metazoa; Arthropoda; Malacostraca; Decapoda; Parastacidae.